AUGGCCAGACUAGGCUGGAUUCAUCAAGAUAACACGCUUGUCCUGAACGGGAGAGUCUUGUACGGCCAAGCGUUGCAAGAGGUCCAGAAGGCUCUCUACGACGAGUGCACUAUGUGGCAAGAUGAGACCCUGGCGACCGGUAAUAUUCUGGCCUUCUAUGAGUUUUUGGAACCCACGAAUGACUCGAUAGCUGGAUGGAAUAGUCAUACGAACGGUGUGACGCGUCUCAUGCUUAUUCGGGGUCCGGAUCGACAUCGCUCUUCAUUUGGACGUGCUCUUCUGGAAGGGAUUCGUCUCUCAGCGAUGAUUCAAGCUUUACAGAAUCGCAAAGCAUCUCCGCUAGGGCAAUACGAAUGGUGGCAGUAUCCGAAGAGAGACCUGACCCAAAGGCUAUACGAUCACGGUUUUGCUUUGGCCGCUUUAUUCGAAGGAAUUGACAAGGCAAACCUCCUUGGUCCAGAAGUUGGAACCUCACUGCUCACGAAAUAUUUGCGACGUUGUUCUGCCUUGGACGCCACGUUCAAUCUCUGGUAUCACGCUCUCACUCGUCAAUCUUCGACACCAUUGUACUGGCUCACUCCACCGAACGACGGCAUUCAUCCCACUGUCGCAUCAUUGACUAACAGGCGGCCAUUUUCAUUCCCGGAUCUGCCCGCCGCGCACACCGUGACCACCUUCUGGGGUUGCAAAUUAGCGCUGAGCAACACAAUCGCCAUCGUAUGCGCAUCGGUCCUUUCCCCGGAUAGAUUUAACCGACACGAAGAUCCCCGAAGCUUCGCGGCACUAGAGCAAACAGCGCGCCAACUGCUCAUCCAGCAUGGCGACACCGGACGUCUGGAAAAUGCCACCAACAUCAUCCGAUCUAUGCCGUACUGCUUGCAUGACAGUAUGGGUUUGCUGGGUCCGCAGAAGAGUCUGUUUGCAUUGAGGGCGGCUCUGUUGUCACUGAGAAGAACUCCGGGCGAGGAGUUGGAUUGGUGUUUAAGAAUGUAUCAAGAGCUGGCUGAAAGGAAGGGAUUGGGGUAUGCGAGGGAAGUUGGGAAGGUGAACGCUAAGGAUAGAGUGGAGGCUGGGAAAGCCAUGGAUGCUAUUAGGCUUGCCCCAGGACAUGGGGAGUAA
Molecule: messenger RNA, 1119 nt
Organism: Letharia columbiana
Lineage: Eukaryota; Fungi; Ascomycota; Lecanoromycetes; Lecanorales; Parmeliaceae
Exons: 3
Coding region: 1-1119 (372 amino acids)
Source: RefSeq, a predicted model, not a curated record